This is a messenger RNA of Impatiens glandulifera, 1094 nucleotides long. RefSeq lists its product as uncharacterized. The transcript has 4 exons. The coding region runs from base 1 to 849 and encodes 282 amino acids. NCBI's taxonomy places the organism in Eukaryota, Viridiplantae, Streptophyta, Magnoliopsida, Ericales, Balsaminaceae. The record is from RefSeq and is a predicted model, not a curated record.
AUGUCGAGCACCGAUGAUGAUGAUGUGUCCAGAUAUUUCUCGUCACAGAUAGAGAGGUUUAAGGCAAUGCGAUUGAUUGCCGAUGCUUACGUCUACAAAGACUUCAUUCCUGAAUCUGAUUCUGAUGAAGAAGAAAUAGACGGCCUCGAUUCCGAAGAGUUUAUGCGGCUGGAGGGUUCGGACUUUGCUAUGAUGAAUCUUAUUUGUAACCCCGAAACUUUUUACUCAUACGCACUGUUGCCUUUGGUCUACUUCAAUGCUCAACAUAAGACGGAUUUUGAAUUUCACAAGCUGGUGAUAGUAUAUUCCAGUAAUCCUUAUUCCAUCUACAUAAAAUUUGAGGCCAUCAGCCCUGCCAUUGGUGGAGGACUAAUUCCUUUAGUCUUUCAAUCACACCUAGUUCUUCCACUGGGUUGGCCAAUACGUCUUGAGGUGGAUUUCUGUAGGUUGCACCCGAUUGAGUGUAGCUAUACUCUCGAUGAUCUUCCACUUUGCUCCUCGACUGAUCACACCAAAUCUCGUGUUAUUGCGGCUGCUGGGUUCUCUACAGAAUAUAUCUUUACUUUUAUGUCCCACUUACCUGAUCAGGGACGGAAAUUCUCUUUGAAAGACAUUGUUAGCUUUGAAGAGAUUGCAGAACCAACUUCUCCGGAUGGAUUUGACUUGAAGUACAAGAUCAUCGUUAAUACUUUUAAAACAAAGGAUGCUUCUUAUGAUUUGGGACCUUUAGAAGUAGUGGUGGCUUUUCGUCAUGAUUUAAAAGAAAUGGAGAUGAUAUCCAUUGUUGAAAAGGAGGUGCCAAAUGAAACCAAGGAUGAAGAAUGCAGGGACAAUGUUACAGUGCCUUAGAGACUAUAUUUAAGGUAAAACUUUUGAGUCUAAUGACAUAUAGAUAUUUUAAAAAAUAAAAUGGUUUCAUUGAUAUUGGGAUAAAAGGGGUAUUCAUUAUAAUUAUGUGUAUCUCUUCCUAUUUUGAUUUUUGUUGUCACUGUGUUUAGCCAUCCAAAAAUAUUGAAUUUGUGAGAAUGAAUCAUUUGAAUCUAAUUAGUAUGAAAGUCUAACUCAUAUAUAAUUAUGAAUUUGGUGUGGCUCAA